Molecule: messenger RNA, 1470 nt
Organism: Malassezia sympodialis ATCC 42132
Lineage: Eukaryota; Fungi; Basidiomycota; Malasseziomycetes; Malasseziales; Malasseziaceae
Product: serine/threonine-protein kinase
Biological process (GO): protein phosphorylation
Molecular function (GO): ATP binding; protein kinase activity
Source: RefSeq, a predicted model, not a curated record
AUGUCACUGGACUCCAACUCGACUGUGACGGAAUGGGAAAGCUCGAAUGAUUCCGAACAUCGUCAUGCGAGUAUGAACACGGUGAGGGAGUCUUUACAUGCCAUGUCCGUGCAACUCAAGGAUGGCUCACGCAAGAUUAACCAAUACCAUCUACUCAAGGAAAUCGGUAAGGGCUCUUUCGCGAUUGUUCAUCUUGGCGAAACCAAUGACGAGCAACGUUUCUAUGCUAUUAAAGAAUUCGACAAGCGUCGAAUGCGGCGGCAACGUCUGAUGGAGCUCCGCAAACAUCUCCAAACCCUGUCGAAAUUGAACGAUGAAAAUGAUCCGUUGAGUCUCGUGCGCGCUGAAGUCGCUAUUAUGAAGAAGCUUCACCAUCCAAAUAUUUUGCGGAUAUAUGAGGCCCUAGAUGAUCCAAAUACGGACCACCUUUAUCUCGUUUUCGAAUACUGCCACGGUGGUGUUGUGUAUUCAGUCAAGCCAGGGCAAAAAAGUGUGCCCCUGUCCGAAGAACAAGCUCGUCAUUAUUUCCGCCAGAUUAUGUGUGGUGUGGCAUACCUUCAUUCUCUUGGGAUUGCUCACAGAGAUAUCAAGCCAGACAAUAUCUUGCUCACACAUGCCAAGGGCGAAUGUAAAAUCGCCGACUUUGGUGUCUCGGAAAUAUUUGUGAAACCAGGCAAUGAUAUGGUCUCAGAUAUGGCCGGAACUCCUGCUUUCAUGAGCCCUCAAUUGUGCCGAGCUGGGAAUGCUUUUUCGCAUGGAUACACCGAUGACGUCUGGGCUUGCGGCGUUACGCUAUAUUGCUUUCUUAUGGGUCACAUGCCCUUCGACAAAUCAGCUAUUCUGGAUCUGUACGCUUCCAUCGUAAAUGAUGAGCCGGUGUUUGGCACACAUUUGAGUGCGGAGAGUGUAGAUCUACUGCAAAAGAUGUUCAUCAAAGACGCAUCGAAGCGCAUCACUGCGGAUGCCAUUCUUCAGCAUCCAUGGAUUACAAAAAAUGGAACCGACCCCGUGCCUAGCUUUUCUGAUCCCGGAGCCCCAUUAGACUCCAUCACGGACGAAGACGUGCAAAGCGCUGUGUGCCGCAUCGGCAGCAUGUUCACCGUGGCGCACGCUGUAUCGAAGUUCAAAAGAGCAAGUUCCCGCACAAGCAGCACCUCUAACUCGUGUGAUAGCGGUAACGAAAACAGUUCGAUCUCAAAUAAUUCAGAGGCUUCCCAUGCGAAAGCCUGGGUCCCAGGAGGCUCACCGAGCCCUGCCAUGUCGCCGAGUGAGCAAGAUAAUUCAGCUUUGGCGCCCACAAUCUUUGAUCAACAAGUCACUCUUUCUCCUUCUUCAACAAUGGAACAACCACCUUUGCUAGAGUCACCCAAAGGGGCACAGCACACAGCUCCUCAGCCCAUACUCACUUCUUCUCCCAAAGAAGACGUUGUUGUUUGUGCAUCACCUACAAGCACAACCAUAGAUGUGUAA